This is a messenger RNA of Chroicocephalus ridibundus (black-headed gull), 6834 nucleotides long. RefSeq names its product ataxin 1 like (gene ATXN1L). Gene Ontology annotation, molecular function: RNA binding; protein binding. The transcript is spliced from 2 exons. NCBI's taxonomy places the organism in Eukaryota, Metazoa, Chordata, Aves, Charadriiformes, Laridae. Gene Ontology annotation, cellular component: nucleus. The coding region runs from base 379 to 2454 and encodes 691 amino acids. Gene Ontology annotation, biological process: anatomical structure development; regulation of DNA-templated transcription. The record is from RefSeq and is a predicted model, not a curated record.
UUCUUGCGCGGAGCGGUGACCCCGGGGGACCGCGUCGUGGCACCCUGACAGCAGAGGCGCAGCGCCGCGCCUUCACGGCGGCGGCGGGCACGGCGCCGGGCUGCCGAUGUCGAAAUCGUGUCUGGGGGGGUGGUUACUCGCCGCGGCGGGACGGGCCGUGCCCCGGCGGCAGCGCCCGGGUACCGGCGCGCUGGGCGCGGCUGGUUGCCACGACAACCGGCGCGGCGGGCGCCCCCUCCCCCGUCUUCCCCGACGUCAGCCCCGACGGGUGAGGCGGCGGCCGGCAGCGGGGAUCCGGGAGCCGGCGUGUGGCAGCCACUGCGGGUGCCCCCAUGAACGAGCGUCGCGGCCGGGGCUGCCGGGACACCGUGGGGCACCAUGAGAGCGGGCCACGAGCGGAGCCAGGAGUGCCUCCCGCCAAAGAAGCGGGAACUUCCCUCCGCCAGCACCGGCACCGAGGCAGGACGGGCGGGGGGUGCCCAGGCCUCGGGCGAGGGUCCCCAGUGGGCCCGGACAGCUGGGCCGGGUCCUGCGGCCCUGCGCUAUGGCCCUGGCGAGGCCACGGAAGCGGUGGCGGGGCUGACGGUGGACCAAUAUGGGAUGCUCUACAAAGUGGCAGUGCCACCUGCCACUUUCUCCCCCACGGGUCUGCACCCCGUGGUGAACGUGAGCCCCCUGCCCCCUGCCUUCAAUGUGAGCUCGCCAAUAAUCCAGCACCCGGGGGUGCCCUACCCUCCCAUCCACUAUGCGCAGAUCCCUCCAACGUCCCUACAGUUCAUCGGCUCGCAUUACACAGUGCCCUAUGCUGUCCCUCCUGGCUUUAUGCCUAGUCCUCUUCUGUCUCCUUCCACCAACCUCACUGCCUCUCACGUCCCCCAUUUUGUGCCAUACGCCUCUCUCUUCACAGAAGAAGCCGCUCCUUCCCCCCAGACUACCUCUCCUACCCACUUCAACAAAUCCGCUUCUGCAGUCUCUCCUUCUGGCCAGAUGCAGCAUCAUGCUGGGACCCAGCCAUUAGAUACUGCACCAGGUAGAAUUCCUGUUUAUUAUCAGAUGUCCCGCCUCCCACCAGGGUAUUCAGCAUAUGAGACACCUGCAGCGGGUGGAAGCCCAGAGUCUCCUCAGCAGGACAGUCAGCUGAAUUCAGAGGUAGCUGCUGCCAAUGGUGGACAGAGACAUGUGGAGCAUAAUGUGGUGAGGAGGACCAGCGAGGCUGUGGACUCUGCCAGCGGUAAAGCUGAAGACUGUCUGCCAGGGGCUGCAGCGGGAUGUGUGGUCGAUGGACAGUUCCUUUCAGGUUACCAGACGUUGGGAACAGAGGCCUCUGUGCCAGCUCACAGAAGCACCCCAGACGCUGAUCUGGAGGUUCAGAGGGUGGUGGGGGUGUUGGCAUCUCAGGAUUAUCACGUUCUGGCGGCCCAGAGGAAAGAUGACCCGAGCCCUUUAAACCUUUGCCAUAAUAUCCCUGAUCAGCAGGGGGAGUCAAAGGACGUGCUGAGGAACACAGUGGAAAGGGCUGCUGCUGAGAAAAGCCAGUCCAGGAGUCCAUACGUAAUGUCCCCCGAAGAGCCGGUUAGACAAAGACAAUUAACCAAAGGAAUGGUGAUAGCCAACGGCAAGCCAGUCCUGGUUCCCGUUGGAUCUGAGCCCAUCAGGUCUUCCACUUCAGAAACCCUGAUGAGGCGGAGCCCGGACGCACAGGCUCGAGGAAGCGUGCUUGAAAAGGACCUGUCCCAGCUGCAGCCACCCAGCUCCUCACACUUGCCCUCUCACUUCAUGAAAGGAGCCAUCAUCCAGCUGGCUACAGGAGAGCUGAAGCGGGUGGAGGACCUGCAGACUCAAGACUUUGUUCGCAGUGCAGAGGUGAGCGGGGGCCUGAAGAUCGACUCCAGCACCGUGGUGGAUAUCCAGGAAAGCCAGUGGCCUGGGCUUGUCACACUGCAUUUUGUCGUUGGGGAGCAACAAAGUAAAGUGAGCAUUGAUGUGCCCCCAGAGCAUCCCUUCUUUGUGUAUGGCCAGGGUUGGUCCUCCUGUAGCCCAGGGCGGACUGCUCAGCUCUUUGCUUUGCCCUGCCACAGGCUGCAAGUGGGCGAUGUCUGCAUAUCAAUCAGUUUACAGAGCAUGAAUGGCAACUCCGCUUCUCAGGCUAACUACCCUCUCGCAGAUCAGUUGAUAUCUACUAGGGAGAGAUCUGAAAGAACAGCUCAGGGGUCCAGAGAACCGUCUGACAGAGCUGCUGAAAGGAAGAGCCACGCAGGCAGGGACAGCGCAGCCCAGAGCUCUCACACGGAACCCUCUCAGCCUGAGACGGGCGGUCAGCACAGCUGGACAGUCCCAGGCUUCCAAAGAUACAGUGUGCAGGCGGAGGAGCCUCGGCCCUCUCUGCUCCGUCCCUCUUUCAUUCCCCAGGAGGUCAAGCUGUCUAUCGAAGGGCGUUCUAAUGCAGGGAAAUGAUCCCUUUGAGGCUGUGAGCUAGGGCAUCCCCUGCAGGUGAGCCUCACCAUCAGGUGGAGAAAUUGCACAGACUUUGUGACAGGUUCACCAGCGAGGCUGCUUUCUGCCCUGCAGGACUGGGUUUAUUCCAUCCAGUUCAAUGGCUGACCAGUUCCUCUUGGGGAAUCAAGAGGGCUCCAGUGCCUCAGGGAGCAGCAAACGGCUAGCUGGGGUAGAGAACAGGGAUGUGCUCAUGAGCUUGUGAUGAGAGCAUUCCAGAGGUUGGAGGCUGGGGCUUUCUCACACCUCCCUGAAUAACUGAUUCCCUGCAGGGCAGGGUCUAAGCGUUCAGGGUGGGUGGGGAGAUGAGGAGGGCAGACACAGCUUAAAGUAGCAGAUAAGAUUGCUGAAGAUUUUAUUCCUCCUUUCUCACGAUGGGGAGAGAUGGAUCCCCACUGGAGUUUAGGGGGCUCUACUCCCAGUAUCCCUUUUCUUCACACAUGCACUUUAAAAGGACCGUUCACCGAUGGAGCUCUUGAAGGCAGGACAGAGAUGCUUCUCUGGUGGUUCUGUUUAAUGUCUCUUCCACUGAAUCCAACUGCUCUUUCUUCUUGCAAAGAAUGUACAGAUUUGAAUGAAUCACAGAAAUUCAAGAGGAAGGACCAAAAGGAUGGCUUUGGGUGUAGGUGAAUAGGGAACUUGAGCACUUGGGAUGGGACACGAGCUGGGAUGGGAGACGUCAGUUUCCUGCCAUAAAAUACCUUUGCCACCAAAUCAAAUCUUUCUUCCUGUGUUAAUAAUUUAAAAAAAAAAAAAAUCUCUUGGGCUUAUAGCUUUUGCAGAGGCUUAGCCUAUGGGUGAAUGGGGCUGGGGUUUUUUUUGUUUGGUUGGAUUUAUGGUUUUGGUGUUUUGUUUUUUUUUUUAAAGCUGAAGUAAAAUGUAUUCAACAUUCUCUAGGGAAGGAUGGAAACAUAUCCUUUUUCUGUUACAAGAACCGAGACUAUUUUGUAAUUAAAUCAGAAGAAAACUUUCCAGAUCGCUAAUUCUUCCCUGCAGGCAGUUUCCUGAAUAAGCUCUAGACAAGAGACGUGUGUUUGUGCAUGUGCAGGCAAGGUACAAAGUUUCUGCUAAGUACAGUUCUAUGAUUAAUGUAGGGACUCUAAAAAUAUUACAGCAUCAUAGGGCAUUUUGGGAUGGUUUUGUGCUAGGUUUUCUGAUGCUUCUCUUUGGAGUUCCUCUGUAGAACAACAUGGUAAAAUCAAGAGUAGUCUUUUUCACCGUGAGAUUUAAUACAAAUGUAUGUUAAUACCUCGUUAUGGUAAUAACACUCCAUUCAAGUGAAGGCUCUUGUGGUUACACUAAUUUGCCCUCUCUGAUGGUGUGUUAUGACACCAGCUCUAACUGCUUAGCUAGAAUAAAAAAUAGUCACUGUCAUGUUCAGGAUAAGAGUCUUCACUGACUUAACUUGGGUUAAAUAUUCUUUGUAUUAAGGUGCCCAUCUCUGUGCUAGGACCAGGCUUUUGAGAGGAUUUCUUUUCAGUGUGCAGGUCCCCGCUGGCAGUCCCGAUGCUGCUCCUGAUGUUCAGCGUACCGUUUUCCGUCUCCCUUCUCUCAUCUUCCUGAAGUUUUCUGUCAGGCGUGCCUGACUGCUAGGGCACUGCUUCUCUCUUUCCCUGGAUGGCUUGUGUGUCAGCACCUCUCCUCGGCAUAGCCGUCCUUCCGUCAGCUUGCAGUGGUGGUGUCUCAGGGCUGUUCCGCACACUUGCCAGGAACGCGUCCUGUAACUGGUUGGUUUCAGCUGACUGUGAUGGAGGGGUGCUCUGCCUGGAUAUUGGGCAAAUCAGAGAGUCUCCAGAAUGGUCCCUUCCCUCCCGGCCGUCAGUCCUGUUUUCCUAGCACAUUGCUAGCCAUUUCUGUUGCCUUUGACAUGCCUGCACCAGGAGGACGGUUUCUUUUCAGGCCGUAGGUGAUAUGCGCUACUCAUGCCUUCAGUGUUUGUGCCUCACGGGGGUUUCUCCAGAAUGAGGAUGCUGCCUGUAUCACAUGUGGCUUCCCCCAAAUGACAUACUGCUUCCCAUCUCAUCAGCUGCAUUUGAAAUGUGUGAAGUCAUGGUGAUGCUGUCAUGUGAAGAUUCUGCCUCCCUGGAUGCAGCAGCUGUGGGAGCAGAUGCUGUUUUCACGGCACCAUUUGUCAGUAAAACGUACUGUCCGGGCCCAGGUGCCUGGCCUCAUCACCUUGUGUGUUUCACAGUUGCUAUUCAUUGGACUCUCCGACGCAAAGACCUCGAUUAAUGUUGGUUAGUACUUAAUGCUCAGGAUAUCCAGGGUGUCUGUGGCCAAAGGCAGAAGGCAGAGGAGCACAGCUUCUCUUGCCUGUUCUUUGCAUGGAGCAUGCAGAGGAAUUCAGAGCUGUGGCAGGCAGCUAAGAAAGGGAUUUGCAUACGUGUGGCGUGUGAAUGUAGAUGGGCUGAGUGCAUGCAUAGAGGGAAUGUCUGAGCAGCUGAAGGGUGCAGAGCCCCUCACGCGCAUCGUUGAACACAGGAGUCUGUCUCCUAGAGAGAGGGUUUGGAGGGCCUGCCUUGUCUCAUGUGUGUUACUGUAACUACUGUUCCUAGAUCUCGGCCUCACUGAACAGUGGUGUGAAAGGGCAGACACUGGUGUAUGAAGCAAGAUGCUGUGUGGCUGAAAUAGCUUUGUACUGUAGGCAGCUGAAGGGCUGUGAAGGUGCUCACCCUGGACUUUGGCUAGCCACGCAUCUGUUGAGUGUGGUUGUGAGCUCUGUGGAACAGGCCAGGCUGAAUUUGACCUCGGUGCUUCUAUCCAGACUCCCUGUCAGUCCCGCUGUUGUGGAUGUUUCAGCUGCCAGCUCUUCUAUGGAAGCAACGGUUUGGGGCACAUCUCACGGCAGGGCAUUGAGAUGAAGAAUCUGGGCAUCUGGCUGCUUGCCCCAAAGGCGGUGGGCAGGAGGGGGCCACUGGCAGCCCUCUAGCCCAGCUUAGCAGUACUCGUAAUCACUGGAAUCUGUCCUUACUGGGUUGGGCUGUGUUGCUCAGCACCUGUGGUGGCUGUUGUGUUGAGCGUUGAGCCUCUCCCGAGAUUAGGGAACGCGUGAGACGGGCUCUGCUGUCGGCAGAAAGGCUAUGAAUGAGCCCAUGGAGGAGGCUUUUAUUUCUUAGGUUUACAUAGGAAAGGAGGAGAUAAAUCCAGGAGGACAUUGUGGAAUGAGACGGUCAUCCGGGCUUUUCUGCUGGCAGAGAUGUGACAGGCUUCUCAGAGAAAUAUACUGUUUUCCUGCUGCUAUUGUGAAGGGGAGGAGAGCUGUGGUCUCCUGGCCUUGGUCUUACCCAGCUCACACUCUGUGGCAAGAGUCUGUAGGAUGCAAUAAUGGGUGUCUGUAGCCAUCUGUCCCAUCUCAUGAAACAUUCCUUGGGUCAGCUGCCCAGCAGAGGCCAGGCCUGUUUCUAGGCUACGCGUACACCGUUGCUCCAGGAACGUGAGACUUGCUCCAAGCGACGAGCGCUCAUCACUACCAGACUAUGCAGAGGAAGCUCUGUCUGGAAAGAAGGAAAGCUGCAGAGGCCCCUCUGCCUCCCCUUUCCAGCAGGUGCACAAAUAUAAUGCACUUUUCACAUUAAGUGUCCCCGCUCCCCCUGUCCCCACCCCACACUUGAAGUCACUUUCCCCCGUAGAGAACUAACAAUCCUUGUUACUCAGAAAAUAUUGUAAAAGAAACUACAGCAGCUUGAGUAGCCCGAAUGCUAGUUCCUGCCCACAGCAGUACAUGUGCCUUUCCCUAGCGUCGCUCACAACUGCUCUUUGUCUUUCAGGCUGUCCUAGGGCCUGAAACUUUGCAGAAGCUGCUAAGAUGGCUACGAAUGCACAUUCUGUACAGAGUUUGGCCCAGGGUGUGUUCCAUGUAUGGCUUAAAAUGCUGAUGGUCAAGGCCCAUCCCACGGUCUUCACAUGUGUCCAUGGAGGACGGGACUUGCCCCUGCCGCCUCCUAGGCUGCCGCCACCCCACCCUGCAAACGCACCCCUGCACAUUCUAGUUGUUUUCCGCUUUCGUGGCACCUUAGCGCCAGGGGAGGGUCUGCCCGUGCAAAGCAGAGAAGCAGACGCGUCGCACUGGGGGAACCGGCUGGGCUGCGCUGAGGCAAGGAGGUCUUUGUAGAUAAAGUGCUGAUCCCUCAACUAUAAUCCCAGUUAUGUAAUGGCUGUAUUAACAUGUAACCGACCGCAUUGUAUCUAAAGCCUUAGAACUAGUCAGGUGCUCCCCUCCGACCUUGUUCCUGCCCCUUUCCUCCUACCUGAUCUUUAACAAAGCAUUAAUAAUUCUAAGGAUAAUCUCUAUUUUGUUGUGCUUUUUUUGUAACUGUUUUAAAUAAAUCAAUUUGUACUGUA